Molecule: messenger RNA, 322 nt
Organism: Egretta garzetta (little egret)
Lineage: Eukaryota; Metazoa; Chordata; Aves; Pelecaniformes; Ardeidae
Product: relA-associated inhibitor-like
Exons: 3
Biological process (GO): positive regulation of cell differentiation; regulation of transcription by RNA polymerase II
Molecular function (GO): transcription factor binding
Source: RefSeq, a predicted model, not a curated record
AUGGCGCCCCUGACCGACCUGCUGAACGACCCCACCCAGCCCAACGACGAGGGCAUCACGGCGCUGCACAACGCCAUCUGCGGCGCCAACUACGGCAUCGUCGACUUCCUCAUCACCAGCGGGGCCAACGUCAACUCCCCCGACAGCCACGGCUGGACGCCGCUGCACUGCGCGGCCUCGUGCAACGACACGGGGGUGUGCGUGGCCCUGGUGCGCCACGGCGCCGCCAUCUUCGCCACCACCACCAGCGACGGCAGCCUGGCCGUGGAGAAGUGCGACCCCUACCGGGAGGGCUACACCGACUGCUACAACUACCUCACUG